Messenger RNA from Cuscuta epithymum, 2053 nucleotides. The record is from the annotation of a GenBank genome assembly. Lineage: Eukaryota; Viridiplantae; Streptophyta; Magnoliopsida; Solanales; Convolvulaceae.
AUGAGAACUCAUCAGAGUAGACGAUAAAUAGUUUUUUGAAUGGUUUCCGUGUUGCAGACGGAGCAAUCAUCGCCCAUCGUCUUCUUAGUCAAAACCUCACAUUUUUUCGCCUUCGCACUAGUGUUUAUGAUUACACUGCCCACAUCCGUAAACAGUACCCGAAUACCCGCAAGACAAACAAGAAAUCGAAAACAAUCUCUUUAAUUUUCGGAUUCCCUCUGUUCUCAACCCAAAGAUUUUUUUCGCAACCGCUUUUCUUCUCCGGGUUUGGGUACAUUUUCAUUUCUCCAAAAUGUUUCGAACUCGAGUGUAUUCGGGUCGGGAUGGCGCAAACCCGUUUAAAGCAAUUGCCGUUUUGGAUGCCAAAGGUGAUCGUCUCAGGUCGUCGUUGAAAUUCGGAGUUUGGGUUCUGUUCAUCGCUUCGGCUCUGUUGGCUCUUAAUUCAGCACUCACCGGCGAGAUCCCAUUGUUCCGGCGGUGCUCCGAAUCCGCCGGGUCGACCCUGAAAUACGCGCCGGCGCCCGAGAGCGAGAUCCACGACCCGGAUUCUUCCUCGCCGACGAACAUAUCCCACAUCGUAUUCGGCAUCGGCGGUUCGGUCAAGACUUGGAGUUACCGGAGAUAUUACUCCGAACUCUGGUGGCAGCCGAACAUCACGCGGGGGUUCGUAUGGCUGGACGGGGAACCCGGAUCGGGUUCCCCGUUGCCCGAGACUUCCCCGCCGUACCGGAUUUCAUCGGACUGGAAGAAAAUCAAGGACACCCGUUUCCAGUCGGCAGUGCGGUUAUCCCGGAUCGUGGUGGACUCGUUCCGGGCCGGGUUACCGGGCGUGAGGUGGUUCGUGAUGGGGGACGAUGACACGGUGUUCUUCCCCGACAACCUGGUAUCCGUACUGGGGAAGUACGACCACCGGGAGAUGUACUACGUCGGCGGGAACUCGGAGAGCGUGGAGCAGGACACGUUGCACGCGUACGACAUGGCGUUUGGCGGCGGCGGUUUCGCGAUAAGUUAUCCAUUGGCGGCAGAACUGGUCAAAAUAAUGGACGGCUGCCUCGACAGAUACUCCUACAUGUACGGCUCAGAUCAAAGGGUGUGGGCAUGUGUAAGCGAGCUUGGUGUUUCUCUGACCAGAGAACUCGGGUUCCACCAGAUGGACAUAAGAGGAGAUGCAUUUGGUCUACUGGCAGCUCAUCCUUUAGCACCCCUUGUAUCCCUCCACCACCCUGAAAGUAUUCAGCCACUUUUCCCCAACAAAACCCUACUCCAGUCAUUCCAGACCAUCAUCCAAGCAUACAAGCCCGACCCGGCGAGAAUAAUGCAGCAAUCGAUCUGCUACAACAAGUGGAAAUGGUCAAUAUCCAUCUCUUGGGGCUAUGCUGUCCAAAUAUACCCUCGGGUUUUGACCCCCAAAGAGUUAGAAAUGCCACUGCAGACGUUCCAAACAUGGCGUACAUUGAGCAACGGGCCUUUCACGUUCAAUACCCGACCUGUGAGUCCUGACCCGUGCCAGCAUCCCAUCGUGUUCUAUUUAGAUUCGGUUAAUGAUGUGGCCCAAGAGGGCGUGACGGUGACUACUUAUAAGAAGUUAUUGGACCGGCCAAAAAACAAGUGUCCCUUCAUGAAUUACCUCAUUGCAGUUGGGGUAGAGAAGAUUGUUGUCUCUGCUGAGAAAAUGGACUACCAAUUGUUGAAUCAGAAACCGCGAAGACAAUGCUGUGAGAUCAGUGAAGGUUUCUGGAGUAGCACGAUGAAAAUCAAGAUUAGGAGAUGUAACCCCGGUGAGGCCAUAUUAAUGCCAGGAAGUUAAAGUAGAACACAUAUCUCAUUGUGGGUUAGUUAGGUGUAAAUAAUACGGAGUAUGUACUACGUUUAGAGGAUAUGAACUCUAUAUACCUCUUCUUCAACUCAGGAAUUGCUGUUUCAAAGUGAAUAACAGUGUGUCCUUCCAUGUAAUACUAAUACCCAGCAUCUUGGUUUGGAGAGAAACCUUGAUUCUAAAUUUUAACGGCAGAGUAAUGUAUCACGUGUUGCGUUACCUGUUUCUGGAUUUAGC